AUGGCCGAUGCUCGCGCUUCUAAAUCGACACCUCAAGCACCAUUGCUCGACCAAAACCAGAACAUGUGGCUAUCAAAGACAGACACCUCGCGAUCAGCCAGCCCCACGAGGCACUCAUCUCUACCGUCAGUCUCCCACUAUUUUCAAAAGUCCUCGAGUACGGAUGACCAAACUGACCUGGAGCCCUCGAAUCAUGUGCCCAACUUACUCUCGGUCAUGCGACCCCGCUCCAUCCACCGCAUCCGCAUCAACCAGAUGAAGCCUGCAGAGCCACCAACUGUUGCGCCCAUAACCGCUCAGACACCUGCGGCCGACCGAGACAUGAUCAUGAAUGCCGUGUCCCUCGAGUGCAUUGAAAAGUCCACUGCGGAAGCCAAGGAUUUCGGCGCCAGCAAGCUGUUCAUCGGGCACCAAACAGUGACCAUCCGUGAAUACGCAAAGCAGCACAUUUUAUGCACAGUUAAAGGUGCCAGCAUCAAUGUCUAUAUGGGUGGCAAAGAGAUAGCAAUUCUCUUUGAAGAGAAGCGCGAGGACCGACUCUGGGUAGCCCGACUGGAAUCCACGACUAAGGCGCUCGCAUUACUAAAUCGAUUUGACGAGAUAUAUGGAUCCAAGUGCAUUAAAAUCAGCCGCGAGCAGCUAGUAAAUGACUAUGCCCUGGGCCUCAGCUAUCCCAGCACAGCCAACGUCAACGACCAGGACGCACUUGUCAUGGCCAAAACCAACCCCAAGGAGGAAUCUGAGUGGCGAAAAUACCUCGCUGGAAAUCCAGAUUUCUAUCUCAUCUAUCCCCCCGGCGAGGUCGGGGCUAUACCCGUCACCAAUAGCGAUGCAAUCCGACUCGAUGAGGGCGAACUGUUCAACGAUACGCUGAUCGCGGCAUACUUCAAAUACCUGUAUAAUAGCUGGAGCCCGAUUCAGCGAGAGAGUGUGCAUCUUUUCAACUCGCAUUUCUACGACUACAUCUCGGCACCGAAAUCCAAGAGCCAGAGCGAAGAGGAAGCGCGACUACGCGGCUACGAAAAGGUCAAGAAGUGGACAAAAAACGUCAACAUCUUUGAAAAGACAUAUGUGUUUGUCCCGGUCAACGAAAACUUCCAUUGGUAUCUGGUCCUGAUCUACAAUCCGGGUGCCUUCGUCCGAGCCGUCGAGCGCGAACGCAAUGCGCUAGCGAGUGAUGUUGAUGAAGUGGUCGAUGAAGGCAUGAUACCAGGCUUGCCUCCGAUUGCAGACCAUACAUUCGACAACGAGCACGACAAGGCAUAUAGGUCCCUCAAGCGGAAGCGGCCGACCAACGAACACGGCCAAACCGGGCCGCCGCCGCCCUUGUCGCACUCCAGGGCAAAGACAACGCCAGACUCGCUGGCAUCGAUUGAAGUUGUGGAACCGGAUCUGCCGAUCCAGAUCCCUGACUCGUACGAGCCCGAUGAUGAACUUAGCGCCAGCCCGGCAACUGACACGGAUAGGGCCGACGUUAGUCGUUUCCGCGACGAUGAUGAGGCCGAUGGGUCGAUGCAGCUGGCUGACAACGACAUGCCGAGUCUGCUGCUGCAGUCUCACAGUGUCCGGCUCGAUGACGAUAUGGAAAUGAUGGAUGAAGAUCCUUUGCCAGAAGCAGUCGACAGCCCAGCACCUGCUGUGAUCGCCGCUCAAUCCGAUGAUGAUGGAUACACGUCGACACGUCCGACGACGCCCAUUCCCGGGGCUCGAAAUCUCGAUCAGCAAAGGCUGAGGAUCCUUGCUGACAAAGCAAAGUACAUCAACGACCAGGAGAAAGUCCGGGACAUGGGCAUGGCGGACUGCCGUAUCUUUGUGUUUGAUUCACUCAAUGGCACUCGCCGGUCGGUCAAGAACAUCAUAUCGUGGUACCUUAUCCAUGAAGCCAAGGAGAAGCUCAAGCUGGAUAUCUCGGAACAAGUGCGGCAAAGCGGGCGACUCUUCUAUACAAAUGUCAAGUGCCCCAAGCAAGACAACUACUGCGACUGCGGCGUGUUUCUACUCCAUUACGUCGAGGUUUUCAUGAGCAAUCCUGAACACCACCUCACAGGAAUGUUUAACAACCUGGACAUUGGCGAAAAAUCGGGCGAUCCUAUGUUUCCGCUCUCAGACAUCCCGUCCAAGCGACUGAUGAUGAUCGAGCUCAUGAAAAUGUGGCACGAGCAGUAUACCAGCUACCUGAACCGCCAAAAGCGAUCCGAAACAAAGUACGAUUCCGGCGACGAUAGCUCCUCGGAUCUGGAGGAGGUGGUGCCGAUCUCCAACUCUCCAUCCAAGCGAUAUGAAGCAGUCGAGCCGCCGCCGGCACAGGACGACAGCCCCGAACGAGAGACUAGUCCCGACGGCAGCGCACCGUAUCAGCACGACGACAACGAUACACGUUAUCAGCACGACGACAGCGACGACAUUAAUGCCGAGGACGGUGUCGCUGACGACUCCCAGCUCAUCAGCAGUAAUUACGAUUAUGAUGCUGAACAUAACGCUGGCCAUGAAGAUGCCAUCGGCUUUCUGGACCAGGAGGAGCUACAUGACUCCCACGGCACACCGAAGGCAUAUGACGUGCAAACCACCAUGGAUGAGGGUGUGGACGAUAACAACGAAGCAACGGAUGCACCGGAAAGCCCCAUCGGCGAACUGAGCGAGCUGAGCAAGCACCUGCGCGACGCUGCUGAGCGGCUCGCUGAUGAUGCUUUCGGGCUCCCCGACGUUGAAGCUGAAGAGGUGCUCGAUGAUGACGAUGAUGUCGCCGACGAAGAGCUCGAAAGCCACAUCGUUGAGGAGGAGCUCGAAAGCCACAUCAUUGACCAAGGGUUUGAAAGCCACAGUGUCGACGGGUUUGAAAGCCACAUCAUUGACGAAGAGCUCGAAAGUCACAUCAUCGGCGAAGGGUUUGAAGGUCACGCCGUUGCUGAAGAGCUCGAAAGCCACAUCAUUGACGAAGGAUUUGAAGGUCACAUCAUCGACGAAGGGUUUGAAGGUCACGCCGUUGACGACGAAUCCGAUGACCACGCCGAGGAGACUGAUGGAGGCGUGGAAGAGCCCGAGAGCAGUGCCGCCAAUGAUGCCGAGAUAGUUGCGGAAACCGCCAGCAGCCACUCCGAGCUGUCCGAUAGGGAGACGUAUUUUGAGAUCCUCAAGCCCGAAGCGUCCAAUCGGAUUACGCUGGAUCCGGCGCUGUUCCCGAGCACACCACUUCGGCGCUCGAAUCGCCACUUUCGGAGCAGCAGCGGACUAUAGACUCGAGGGUGGGCAGGCGUGCUUCAAUGAGGCGCCAAGCUCUGCAUCGGAAUACAUCAAACUCAUUUUGAAACGAGGGCGUUUGGUUUCCACAACACCGUUCCUCGUCGACGGUGGCUGGGUUGUAUCUGCCCGAGCGCUCUCUGGCCACCGAUCGCCAACGAGCAGCACCUUCCAUCUGAACGGCCACAGCGAAGGCACUGGGGGGUGGACAUAUCAUUGGAGGGCGAAUUGGUGGGGCCCUCGCCAUAGCCUGCUCCCUGCCACCUUGAUGACGGAAAGCGAGACUGGGCUCUGCCAGCAACCAAGUCUCUCGAGUCGGAAGACGCAGCUUCCCCCUCGCCGCAUAUCGA
Messenger RNA from Polychytrium aggregatum, 3587 nucleotides. RefSeq lists its product as uncharacterized. Bases 1 to 3234 code for a protein of 1077 amino acids. The transcript is spliced from 12 exons. Lineage: Eukaryota; Fungi; Chytridiomycota; Chytridiomycetes; Polychytriales. The record is from RefSeq and is a predicted model, not a curated record. Gene Ontology annotation, biological process: protein desumoylation. Gene Ontology annotation, molecular function: SUMO-specific endopeptidase activity. Gene Ontology annotation, cellular component: cytoplasm; nucleus.